Molecule: messenger RNA, 5499 nt
Organism: Stegostoma tigrinum
Lineage: Eukaryota; Metazoa; Chordata; Chondrichthyes; Orectolobiformes; Stegostomatidae
Product: vitellogenin-like
Exons: 37
Coding region: 1-5499 (1832 amino acids)
Biological process (GO): lipid transport
Molecular function (GO): lipid carrier activity
Source: RefSeq, a predicted model, not a curated record
AUGAGGGCCAUUAUUUUCAUGCUGAUUGUAUGCGUUGUAGGCAGUCAAAAAUAUGAACCUACUUUUACCGAAGGUAUGAUGACUGUUUACACGUAUGAAGGUGUUAUUCUGACUGGACUUCCAGAAAGUGGCUUAAACAGAGCUGGUGUGAGAAUUAACUGUGGAUUGAACAUUAUUCCAAUGGGGCAGAACACCUACCUCCUUAAGAUCUCCCAUGCUCAGAUUUUGGAGUACAACGGCAUUUGGCCAAGCGAUCCCUUCAUCUCAGCACAUAAACUCACACAGAAGCUGGCUCCAGAGCUGACCAAGCCUGUGAAGUUUGAGUACUCCAAAGGCCGAGUUGGAAACAUCCAAGCCCCUGCAGACUUGCUUGAAGAUGUCCUGAACAUUCACCGUGGGAUCCUUAACAUCUUUCAAAUCACCACGAAGAAAUCACAAAACUUCUAUGCAUUGCAAGAGGCUGGAAUUGAAGGUGUUUGUCUCACAAAUUACAUCAUUCAGGAAAACAAGAAAGCCAACCGAAUUAUUGUCACCAAGGCAAAAGACUUGAAUAACUGUCAGGAGAAAGUUAUGUUGUUCACUGGUGCCAUCUACGCUGAACUCUGCCCAAUCUGCCAACAGAGGAGUAGGAAUAUACGAGCAUCUGCAACUUUCACCCAUACCCUAAAACCUACAGCAGCUGGCGCAAUUCUUCAGGAAGCAAGGGUUCAAGAAGUGCAUCAAUUUACACCAUUCAAUGAACGUGAUGGAGCUGCUAUCAUGGAAGCUAGGCAACACCUUGUGAUGGUUAACAUCAGGCCAGCAGUAAUACGUGAGCAGCAGGUUCAGUUCGUGAACCGAGGAACCUUGAAAUAUCGCUUUGCCGAGAAUAUACUUCUCAAACCAAUAAAAUUAAUGAAAAUCCAGAAUGUGGAAAAAGCGAUCCAAGACACCCUGACACACCUGGAGAGAGUCCAUUCUGAUACUGCUGCCAAAUUCCUGCAGCUUGUUCAAUUACUCCGAUCCGCAACGGAGGAAACCAUUGAUACCUUGUACAGAAAGUCCCACAACCACCAGCUCCACUGCACCGGGCCCUGGUUCCAGACCUUGAGGAUCAUGAGGCCGAGAGAUCACUUCAGACCACCACGCCGGGCCCAGGACACCACGCCAGGCUGGGAACCCCACCGAGGCCCAGGGCACCACACCAGGCCAGGGCACCACACCAGGCCCAGGGCACCACACCAGGCCAGGGCACCACACCAGGCCCAGGGCACCACGCCGGGCUCUGGACACCAUAUCGGGCCCAGGACACCACACCAGGCCCAGGGCACCACGCCAGGCCCAGGGCACCACACCAGGCCCAGGGCACCAUAUCGGGCCCUGGACAGCACACCAGGCCCAGGGCACCACGCUGGGCUCAGGACACCAUAUUGGGCUCAGGACACCACACUGGGCCAGGGACACCACACCAGGAGCUACCCUGGGAAGCGGCUGCACCAGGCCAGCUGGUCGCUGGUUGCCAGAGCCCAGGAAUUGUUCACUUGGCACUGGAUUCUGUCUGCACUUCCUGCUGUUGGAACAUCUGCCGCAUUGAAUUUCCUCAAAACGAAAAUUCAGAAUUUGGACAUCUCGAUGGCUGAUACAGCUCAGGUUUUGACUCUUGCCAUGCAUCAAAUCACAGCUGACCGUCAAAGCCUAUCGAUAGUCAGAGAACUAUUUGGCAUGAAUCAUGUGCAGCAGAUCCCCCUACUUCGUCAGAUUGUUUACCUCGGCUAUGGCUCCAUGGUUUUCAGAUUCUGUGCACAGAAGGACAUGUGCCCUGACAGCCUACUUAAGCCUCUCCACGACUUGCUCAGUGUAGCUACAGCACAUGCCAAUGAGGAGGACAUUGUACUUGGCCUCAAGGCAAUUGGCAAUGCGGGGCAGCUAGCGAGCAUCAAGAACAUCAUGAAACUGUUACCUGGCUUCGGCACAGCGGCUGCCAGUAUCCCACUGAAAGUUCAGGUUGAUGCUAUCAUGGCUCUGCGUAACAUUGCAAAGAAAGACCCAGGAAAGGUACAAGCCAUCACGAUACAGUUAUUCAUGAAUCGAAAGAAUCAUCCUGAAUUGCGAAUGUCUGCGUGUGCAAUAUUCGUGUGCACUAAGCCACCUUUGAACUCCUUGUUGGUCCUGGCUGAUUCGCUGUUAAAGGAGACCAGUUUACAAGUGGCAAGCUUUGCUUAUUCGCAGUUCAGAUCCUUGGCAAGGAGCUCACUCCCUUCUCUCAGGUCCCUGGCAGCUGGGUGCAAUAUAGCUGCAAAACUCCUGAGCGCCAAAUUUGACCGACUUGGCUUGCGAUUUAGCCGCCUUUUGCAUCCUGACAAAUUCUGCUUCAAGCUGAUGUCAGGAUUAUCUGCUAAAGCUAUUCUGCUGAAUAAUGCUGGAACUCCCAUCCCAACAGUAGCAGCAGCCAAAGUCACGGGUCAUACGUUGGGAUCUGCUGCUAAUCUGGCAGAGGUCAGCUUUCGAAUGGAAGGCCUUCAAGAGGUCAUCAUGAAAAUCCUCACACCAGUCACAGGAGUCCCUGAUCUGAAGCAAAUUCAGCGUAUCUUAAAUAAGUUCCCAGGUUGGAAGUCCUUGCCAGAAAAAGUACCUCUAGCUUCAGCGUACCUGAAACUGUUCGAUCAAGAGAUAGCCUUUGUGGAGUUCAAAAGGAAUGACAUUCAGAAAGCCAUUCAAUCAGUCACUGAUGCACGUGGAAAACGCAGCACAUUGACGAAGCUGCUCACAUGGCUACAGAAGCCAGUUGAAUUGCACCCUGCAGCAGCAUUGAUGGGUGCCGAGCUGAGACGGUUUGUCCCUACCUGUGUUGGUCUGUCCAUGGAACUCUCCUUCCUUUCAACUGUUGUGGCAAAUGCCAAUAUCAACGUUGAUGCACGUAUCCCUUCAUCCAUCUCUUCCUUUUCUCAAUUGCUCAGUGCUGAUAUCCAGCUGAAGGCUCAGCUAAACCCAAGUGUGUCUGUGUAUGGUAAAGCCAUCAUUGGAAUAAAUACUCCCUUUGUCCAGUCUGGCUUAGAACUUGAUGCAAAACUCCGUUCUGCUUUCUCCGUCGAUGUGACAGUGAAUGCGAAUGUAAAAGAAAGAAAUUUGAAAAUUGAAACAACAGCAGUUGAACAGGAAAAUCAAAUCUUGUCUUUAAGAUCAGAAGUAUUUGCUGUUUCAAGAAACAUUGAGAAUUUGUCUGCAGCAAAAUCAGUCCUGAUUUUACCUGAAGCAGAAGAGCCAAGCAUCACAAAUCAAAAAUUCAAGGCAACCUGGCGCAACCCAACAGAUUCAGCACCUUGCUCAGGAAUCAUAGCUGAUGAAGAUGAGUGUCGUGAUCAAGCACAGCGGCGAGCCCCAAGGCCCUCAUUGAGCAACACUUGUGCUAGAAUGACUACAUUUGGCUUUGAUGUGUGCCUGAACGCAAAAUCAGCAAGUGCUGUUUACAUCCGCCAUGCUCCACUGUACAGGCUGAUGGGAGGGCACAACAUCAGAAUCAUAAUCAGACCAGUCCAAUCAGAGACAAGAAUCGAAAGGUUGCGGCUGGAAGUGCAGACAGGUCCCAAAGCAAGUGCUAAGAUGAUUCGGCUUCUGGAGGUAGAGGAACUGCUCCCCGAAAGAGCUAGAAUGGAAAACCACGCUUGGGACAAAAGCUCCUCAUCCAGGUCAAUUUCUACAAGUUUGUCAGGAAGCAAGUCCACCUCUCAAAGAUCUUCGGUGUCAAAUGAUAAUUCACACAGUGAGCAUCACAACAUUCACCAGAAGGAAGAUCGACAGUCUCCAAUAUCUGAAAAGAGCAGCAACAGCACCAGUCAUCACACAGAUAUCAGCUCCAGCGGAUACAGGUUCUCCACCAGUGCAUGGAGAAUGAACCAGGACCUCAUGGAUAUUGAGUUCAAGUCAGUUGGAAAGGUUAAGGAGAUCGAUGUUGGUGUGGCUGUAACAGUUAUCGCAGAACCAAUCAUUAACAAAAUUCAUCUGGACUCCAAUCUCACAGCCGACAAUACCAGAGUUUGGACACAGAAAGAUCUGGUCCUGGCAGCACUGACACAGCUGGUGGGGAGGAGGGAAACCAAAUGGCCACAACGAGAACUGAAACUUAUUUGGACCCGGAGAGACCAAAUCACGAGUAAUCUCAUUGGAGAUAUAGGCACACCGUCGAUCACCAUCCUUGCUCAAGCUAAAAGGACUGAUGGCAAACAGCAAGGGUAUCAGCUCACAGGAUCGAUGAAAAGUUCAGAUGGCAGGCCUCGAAUGCAUCUACGAGUUGUUGAAUUGAAGGAAGACAGCAACUGGAAAAUGUGCACUGAUGCUGUAAUCCCGAAAGCACACAAAGCAUUGUUAAUGUUCAGAUGGGGUGAAGAUUGCCAGAAGUUUAAAAUAUCUUAUGAGGCAUCAUUGGGACAUCUUGCAGGCCAUCCAGCUAUGAAAAUUAAAACUCAAUGGUCAGAAAUUCCUGCUGCAAUGAUAUCUGGUGGAAGGGUGAUCGGAUCUGGACUUGCUUUUCUAUUGGGAUUUUCCAAUAAAUUCAAAAGUAAUCCUUCUCAUCAGAUCACACAACUGAUAGCCCUAACAUCACCAUGGACCAUCGAUACAAUUGUUAAACUACCCCGGUUCACAAUCUAUUACCAAGGCUUCGAGCUUCCAUUGCCAUUGCAUGUUCAUUUAAUGACCCCAGUCAUUCGGACGAAAGGGUUUAAAAGCAUCAAUGAAAUUCCACAGCUGCUACUGACGAUGAACCAACGAGAAUGUAUUUCAGAGGGUGAACGAGUUGUUACGUUCGAUGGCAAUGAAUUAAAACACACAAUUCUUAAUGAUUGCUACUACAUCCUGACCAAAGAUUGUUCACCUACUCCAAAAUUUGUUCUCUUAAUGCGGCGCGCUGUUAAUCAGCAAAAGAAGAAGGAAAUAAAGCUGCUCAUAUCUGUGCCCGAUAUUGUAAUUGAAGCAUAUCCAACACGGUAUGGUAUAAAGUUCUUGGUGGACAAUGUUGAAAUCACUUUGAGCAAUGAAGAAAAGGUCAUACAAAAUGUACGCGCUUGGCAGAAUGGGACAGGAAUUAUUUUAAAAGCAUCAUCAAUCAAUAUUGAACAAUUGUUCUUUGAUGGAAACAGUGUGCAGAUUAUACUCGAUCACAUGAUGAGUAAGACAUGUGGUAUUUGUGGACUCAAUAAUGGUGAAAAAAAGCUGUUGAUGCCAAAUCAAGAGGAAGCCAAAGAUGUCGAGUGCCUUUUCGAAUCAUGGACAUGUCCAGGGCAAACCUGCAAAGAUGAUUGCAAAGUUAGAAGAACAUUUGUGGAACUAGGAGAACUUGUCAAGUUUGAAGGACAGGAAUCCAGAUGCUACUCAGUCGAACAAGUUCAACGUUGCCUGGAAGGGUGUUCACCAAUUGAAACACUCUCUCGCAUUGUUAAUUUCCACUGUGGGAUCGAGGCAGGCUGGGAAACUGGCUUUAAUGUGGGCCACGACCAGCCUCGCGAAGCACCUCUUGAUUAUUGA